Molecule: messenger RNA, 2282 nt
Organism: Drosophila arizonae
Lineage: Eukaryota; Metazoa; Arthropoda; Insecta; Diptera; Drosophilidae
Source: RefSeq, a predicted model, not a curated record
CACUCGAUCUGGAGCGACUCAAGCCAAUAACAUCCACAUAUUUGCAGUUAACUCGCAGCAUGGGCCUGAGCGACGAGGAUGCUCUGCGCUUCGAUAAUCUGGAAACCAUACCAGCAGCACCGGCCACAAGCACCGACACCAGCAGCCUGGUUGGUGUAGGAGGCGGCGGCGGCGUCGGCGGCGGUGGCGUUGGAAGUGGUGCUGGUGGUGCCGGCAGCGGACUGGUUGAUAUUGCCAACAGCCUGAGCGGUGGCGGCAGCGGCGGCGGCGGCGGCGGAGGUGGCAUAACCAACGAGUCGGAGGCCUACGCGGGCCUCAUGAAGGAUGCGGACAAACUGAAACUAAUGCUGCUCGCCUGGAACUACCAGAACUCGACGGCUGUGCGCAACGGCACCGAGGGACCCGACCUCAGCGUUGUGGGCGGCCUUUGGGCGCAAUAUCAGAAUGCUUUGGCCCAGAAUGCGGCGGCGGUUGCAGCGGCCAACAGUAAAAUGGACAGCUCGCUGUCGCCGGUGCCCAGGCAGGAUGCGCCGUCGCCCAUGGAGGCGCAGGACGAGACGAACUCGUCCGGCCAGAAGGAGGAGGAUGAGGUUUCCGAGGAUGACUCUGAUGACAAGCUGGACGAGAAGCUGGCCACCCCACACGAUCCAGAGCGGCUCAAGGCCUUCAAUAUGUUCGUGCGUUUGUUCGUGGACGAGAAUCUGGAUCGCAUCAUACCCAUCUCGAAGCAGCCAAAGGAAAAGAUUCAAGCCAUCAUCGAUUCGUGCGCUCGACAAUUUCCCGAGUUCAGCGAUCGUUCCCGCAAACGCAUUCGCACCUAUCUCAAGUCCUGUCGCCGCAACAAGAAGACACGAGACGGCUGGGAGAAUACGACUCGACCGACGCCCGCUCACCUGACCUCCGUGCAGGCGGAGCAAAUCCUGGCCAUCGCCUGUGAGAACGAGUCGAUGAACGCGAAGCGUAUGCGCAUUGGCCUGGAGCCCAUCACCCACGCGGUGCCGGCGCCGGGCAGCGUUGUGGCCGCCGCAGCGGCUGCCGCAGCGGUGGCCGGCACCAGCACCACAUCCGCAAGCAAUGCGGCGACCGUCACCUGCACCGCAGCCGACGCGGCUGGGCUGAGCAGCGUGGCCGCCGCGGCGCUGCCAUUUGUGAGCGCCGUCGGCUUUGCACGCUCCACGCCCAACUCGGAGCAUGCGGACGGCGCGUUCGGCGGCGCAGCGAACAUUGCGGGCGCGGGCAGUGCAGGCGGCAACAGCACCAGCGGUGCAGCUGGCGGCGGCACAGGUGGCAUGAGCUCUGCGCGCAGCUCUCCGCUGGCAUUGAGCUCGAAUGCGAGCGUCGGCAGCGCCACUGUAACGGGCCUAGCGCUAGCCAACGGCGGCGCCGGAGCAUCCAAUGGCGCCGGCCUGCCCUCCAGCAGCCCCUAUACCACGGACUUCAGCUCGCCCUCGGCGGCCUCGCCCUUCGUGGCAGCCGCAGCCGCCGCGGCCGUCGCAGCCGGCCGUGCGCCCAGCUAUCCUGGCUACUUUCCGGGCGUCGCCAGCCUGGGUAAUGUCACGCCCACCGAUCUCUCCAUGAAGCCAACGACGCUGGGCGCUGGCAGCGGCCUUGCCAGCAGCAUCAACAGCAGCAGCAGCAACAACAACAACAGCAUCAACAUCAACAGCAACACAGUCAGCGCACAGCUAAGUGCCGCCAAUCUGGCCACACUGAGCAAUGCCAGCAACAACAAUGCCCUGGUCACAGCCACACAGCAGCUGCAACAGCUGCAGCAGCAGCAGCAGCAACAGCAACAGCAGCAGCAGCAGCAACAGCAGCAGCAACAACAGCAGCAGCAACAAUUGCUGGCCGCCUCGGGCGAUGCCAAUUGCUCGCGUGUGGCGCCCAUCCUCCCACACAAGCUGAGCCCCAACGAGGUGACCGCCGCCCGCCAGGUGAUCUCGGCGUACAGGGAGAGCGCCGCCUUCCUGCUGCGCACCGCCGACCAGGUUGAGCAGCUGCUCGUGCAGCAGCAGUAGGCGUGGCAGCAGGCAGCCUGGUAAGCGCCGCUCACGUUGCUAUUCGGUGGUGGUUGGUGGUUAGGGUGGUUAGGGUGGGGCAGGUGGAUGAUGCUAGCCUUGGUGGGUCACUUUCCAGAUUCAAGCGACGCUUAGCGCGCGUUUGGAUUGUUCCUAUAUAAAUUUAAAUUUUAAUUAAAUUACACAGCAACAGCAACAACAACAACACACAGCAACUAAGCAAACUAGCAAGCAAAAACAAAAACAAAUAGUCAAAGCAUAGAU